Paramecium pentaurelia is the source of this 1347-nucleotide messenger RNA. Lineage: Eukaryota; Ciliophora; Oligohymenophorea; Peniculida; Parameciidae. The record is from the annotation of a GenBank genome assembly.
AAUGGAAUUGGCAAAUUAAAGAUCAACUUUAGAAAUGAAAUAUAUUAAGUUAUUGAAGGAAACAGAAGAAAGAGAAAAAUUAGUAAAGGAAAGUAAAUGAUCUAAUGUUAAAUUAAUAAGGUAGAGUAUAAACAAGGAAAAAAAAGGAAGAGCUUGAGAGAUUUGAAGAUAACAUUAAGAGUUUGAAUAUAAGGGGUUAAUCAGUAGGAGAAAUCUUAAUGAAGAUAAAUGAUGAAAAAUGUAUAUAGAAAAAUAAUCUUUUUAUCAUAGAUAUUGCAAAAUUGAAUAGUGGAUAAAGAUAUGUAGUUGGUGCUAAACCUAACCUAGAUAGGACAAAAUUAGUAAUAGGAACUAGAAUUGCACUUGAUUAAGAUACAUAUACUAUUUGUAGAAUAAUGCCUAGAGAAGUUGAUCCUUAGGUAUUUCAUAUGGCACAUGAAGAUCCAGGAAAGGUGUUAUUUGAUGAGAUUGGAGGAUUAAAUGAUUAGUUAAGAAUCUUAAGAGAAGUGAUAUUUCUUAUUUUAAUAGGAUUAUAGACAAUUGAAUUACCUAUCACUAAUCCAGAACUAUUUAAAAGAGUUGGAGUGAAACCUCCAAAAGGUUGUUUAAUGUAUGGACCUCCUGGGACAGGGAAAACUUUGAUUGCAAGGUAUAAUAUAAUUUGAGAUUAUUGAUAGAGCAUUGGCUUGUAAUGUUUAGGCGAAGUUCUUAAAAAUAGUAGCAUCUAGUAUAGUUGAUAAGUACAUUGGAGAAAGUGCUAGAGUUAUAAGAGAAAUGUUUACUUAUGCUAAAGAAAAUUAACCUUGUAUAAUAUUCAUGGAUGAAAUUGAUGCAAUUGGAGGAAGAAGAUUUAGUGAUGGAACUUCAGCAGAUAGAGAAAUUUAAAGAACUCUUAUGGAAUUAUUAAAUCAAUUAGAUGGUUUUGAUGAUUUGGGAAAAGUUAAAGUAGUAAUGGCAACUAAUAGACCAGAUAUUUUGGAUCCAGCUUUGUUAAGACCAGGAAGAUUGGAUAGAAGUAUUAAUUUAAAUAUUUAAUAUAUUAGAGGUUGAAAUACCAUUACCUAAUGAAUAAGCUAGAUAUGAUAUAUUAAAAAUUCAUUCAAGAAAGAUUACAACUAAAGGAGAAGUAGAUUUUGAGUAGUUAUCAAAAUUAUGUGAAGAAUUUAAUGGAGCUGAUCUAAGAAAUGUAUGUACUGAAGCUGGUAUACUAAUUAUAAAUUAUAUUUAGGUAUGUUUGCUAUUAGAGGAGAUAGAGAUUAUGUAAUUGAGGAAGAUUAUUUCAAAGCAGGUAGGAAGAUUAAAGAAGCCAAAAAAUUAGAAUCAAAACUAGAAUAUCAAAAAGUUUGA